Eurytemora carolleeae is the source of this 938-nucleotide messenger RNA. Its product is annotated as lysophospholipid acyltransferase 5. Gene Ontology annotation, molecular function: lysophospholipid acyltransferase activity; 1-acylglycerophosphocholine O-acyltransferase activity. Gene Ontology annotation, biological process: lipid modification; phosphatidylcholine biosynthetic process. Gene Ontology annotation, cellular component: membrane. The record is from RefSeq and is a predicted model, not a curated record. NCBI's taxonomy places the organism in Eukaryota, Metazoa, Arthropoda, Copepoda, Calanoida, Temoridae.
UAUAUAAAGGUCGCAAUGGGGACUAAAAUUGUUGACAUGGGAGGAUGGACGAAGGACGCAGCUGAGAGCCUCGGGGGCUCAGAGGCCGGCCUCAAGCUUAUCUUAGGUCAGUUGGCUGGAUACCCUCUUCUUCUCUUCUACAGAAAGUUCCUGUCUGAUAAGGAUCCUAAACUGCAGCACGUUUAUUUUACCCUUUCCGGACUUUUUCUUGGCCACUGGGUGAUCGGCCCUGGGGUCGUUCAUUCGAUAUACGCAAUUAUAUUCACUUAUCUUCUUCUUACUAUAGCUGGUGGAACAUUGCUUUCCGUAGUUGUAUCCUUCAGCUUUCAUCUCUCCUACCUUCUUGUAGGUUACUGGUACAAUAACACAGGCGACGAAUAUGAUAUAUCCUGGACAAUGCCGCAGUGUGUUCUCUGUCUCAGGCUAAUCGGGUUGACUAUAGAUGUUUACGAUGGAGCACAGUUGAAACUAAACCCAGACUCCCUUUCUAAGGAUCAGGUGAAGAACUGUUUGACAACGAACCCGGACAUUCUAGAGAUGCUCUCACAUAGUUUCUUCAUCGGAGGAUAUUUUGUUGGUCCUCAGUUUUCCCUGCGCAAGUUUCAAGAGUUCGCUUCCCCGGCUUAUCAUGUGGCCCUGCCCUCAUCACCUUCAAGGUUUGGGUUUAAGCGGUUAAUGAUUGGAGUUGCAUAUCUUGCAGGACAUCUGAUUGGAAAUAUGUUUAUCAACGAAGACUGGCCGAAUUCUGAGAACUAUACAAACUCUAGCCUUCCUGUCAAACUAUUCUGUUUACUGUUGUGGGUAAAGAUAAUACUGGCCAAGUAUAUAUCUAUCUGGUUGAUGGCUGAAGGGGUCUGUGUUGUGUCCGGACUCAGUUAUAACGGGAGCUAUGAGGAUGGAUCUCCCUGCUGGACUGGGUGUGCUAAUGUCAAGCUUAG